AGAGAGAGAGAGAGAGAGAGAGAGAGAGAGAGAGAGAGAGUAGAAAAUUGUAUUUUUCUCUUUACUCUAUUUAUUCCCUUUAUUCUCUCUAUCGUCCGUUGUCUCGUGCGCGCGCGCGCGCGCGCAGCAGUGUGUCCGACGAUUCGUGCUCGCGUCUACGUACGUGUGUCCAUGCACGGAUCGCACAGUCGAAUGAGAAUGAAGUCACGAGGUUUGUUUUGAUCGGUCCGUUCGCAACAAGUCGAAUCGAGUUUUGCGCGCCUCACGCGCACCCGUCUCCAGUCAUCAUGCAAAAUAACUGAAGGGUGCAAGUGGUUCGAUCGGUCGGUCGGUCAGCAGAGCUUUGCUGCCGAUCUGUGGAAACCCUGAGAAGAUCGAGCAGCGGAUGCGAGUGCACACGCACGCAGGUUCGUGGAUCUCCUAGCAUACACCUCGGCGGCCAUUUGAACGUUCGCGGCGCCAUCGCUAUCGUCAUCGUCGUCGUCGUCGCCGUCGCAACCGAGCCAAAGGGGCACCAUCUCGCAGAGUAUGUUAGAAUUACGUUGCGUUGCAGCAAUUCGUACGCGAUUGUUGAUUCGUAGAUUACCGCGAUUUGAAUUUAUUUAUAGGCGAUUAGCGGGAGACGUAAGAGGCGAGACGCGAGAUGCACGAGCAUGGGGAAACCUAGCAGUACAUAAUUAUUUGAAUCGCGUGUUCGAACAGCCUAGCAGCGGUAGAAUCAAUUUAAUCGCGUUCGCGAUCGCGCGACAACUUCCGUGUAGUACGCGUUUGCCACACGCGUGCUCGUUGCGCGCACGCGUGUUGCUUCGGCUGGCUGUUUUACGCAUUUUCUCGUAUAUUAGGCGGUGGAUAUGGAUCAGGAGGGGUAUAGUUCCACGCGAGUGAGUCACGGCGGAGGAUCCGCCGCGACGAUAAGGUCGUCGCCGCGAUGGCGAGCACGUCGCAGCAGUAUUGCCUGCGCUGGAACAACCACCGUUCGAAUUUGUUGACGGUGUUCGACGAGCUGCUGCAGAACGAGGCAUUUACCGACGUAACGUUGGCGGUGGACGGCGGUGCUUCGAUCAAGUGUCACAAAAUGGUGCUGGCCGCCUGUUCCUCCUACUUUCAAACGUUGUUCAUGGACCUGCCGUGCAAACAUCCGAUCGUCGUUCUAAAAGACGUCAAGUACUCGGAGAUCAAGGCGAUUCUCGAGUACAUGUACCGGGGCGAGGUGAACGUGGCGCAGGAGCAGCUGGCCGGCCUGCUGAAAGUCGCCGAGGUGUUGAAGGUGAAGGGCCUGGUGGAGGAGAACGGUUCCGGUUCGUCCUCGCAAGGUCGCCGGGCCGGGCUCGAGGAGGCGGAGACGUCGAUGUCUCCUCCGCCGGCGAUCAGCACGAGCACGACCAGCAGCGCGGCCCAGAGCAGCGGCCACGCGUCGCCGCCGCACUCGACCGGCGCCUCGUACAACGUCUACGGGAAGUCGUCGGACAGAGGCGCGAAUCGGCUGCCGUUGCACAUGUGGCAACUCUCGGGGCUGCCCAUCCCUCACGCGAGCUCGAACCAUCAGGCUGCGCCGUCGCAUCAUUCCCAGCAGCACUCUCAGCAUUCUCAGCACGGCCAACAUUCCCAGCAUUCGAUUCUGUCCGGCUCGUACGACAACGGCUACGAAACGUCGCCGCUGAAACGGAAGAAGCUCUCGAACAUGUUGAUGAAUCGGGACACGCCGAUUCUCAGGACGGUUCUCGGCCAGGGUCACGCGGACAGCUCGCAAGGCGUCCCUCUGUUGCAUCCGGACAGUCACGAGAACAACCACUUUAGGAACAGCAGCAGCAACGGCUCGUCCCACGAACACGAUAGGCGGAACAGCGAAGACGUCUCGACUCAAGGGGAGCCCGCUCACAGCCCCUACACGGACGUGUCCAUGAUGGACGAGGACGAUAAGCAACCCUCGCCGCAAUCGUACCCCGGGGACAAGUCAGGAAUCGUGAAUUACGUUCCAACGCAGAAGCCCGAGUGGAAACGAUACAAGCAGUAUACGCGAAACGACAUCAUGUCCGCGAUCGAGGCGGUACGUUCGGGGAUGAGCGCGUUGCAGGCGGCACGUAAGUACGGUGUACCGUCUCGUACCCUUUACGACAAAGUGAAGAAACUGGGGAUCACGACGUCGCGUCCCUUCAAACGCGGCUCGAACGGCAGCGGCGCUUGUUUUCCCUACGGGAUCGGCGGUAACGUCAACGGAAGCAUAUAUGGCGGCGGCGGCGGCAGCGGCGGCGGCGGCGGCGGCGGCGGCCUGUCCGAGAACGAGAACGAGAACAGCAACACGGUGAUCGAGAAUCCCGCGCCGAUCCUAGACACGUACAAGGCCAGAGAGGCUUCCGUCGAUCGGGAGAUGUUGGACAUCGCCCGAUGCAGUCCCAGUCCGCUACUGCACUCCGUGAAACAGCAGCAGAGCAACGAGGAUCAAGUGGAGGAUCUCUCGGUCGGUCGGAAGUCGGAUGUCCGAGUAAUCGUGCCACCCGUAUCGGUCGUCAAAGAGGAGGAAGACAUUGGCUCCGAUUCCUGUAAUCGUAACUGAACGCGACACGCGACCUUUUCGCCCCGAAUUUCCUUGGCACGGGCUCUGUACCGCAACCAAACGUACUAUAAUCUCGAAUGCAGCAGCAUCGUUGACCAUGAUUUUCGAAUUCGGUUCUUCUUAGACGGGGCACGGGCGGAACGAGAAACGAUGGUGCAUGAGAAACGACGAGAAGAGAAACGGAAUUAGACGCGAGAAACGAGAAGCGAGGGAAAGGCGAUCGAAUACCGAUCGAGACGGCGCUCGAUACGGCUCAGGGAUUAGCAGCGCGUUACCCUUGUAACGGUAAGCCAUGGAUGAAGUAGAAGAGAAUAGAGUAGAAUAGAAUAGAAUAGAACGGAAUAUAGAAUAGAAUAGAAUAGAAUAUUACAUCGAGGACGAUACGAUGAAUUAUCGUGAACUGGUUGAAAGGUUGAGACGGGAGUUCAUGGAAUCAUCCUCUCGCAUUACUUUACGGAAGACUGAUUUAGCGCAUCGUAGACUCGAGAGACUGAAGCACGAUUCUAAUCACAGUUUGCGCUCCAAAGUUGUUAAAGCCUAAUGCUAAUUACCGAGAAACUGUGCCUUCCUUUAGCGAUAUCGCGAAAUCGUGGAAAAAUCGGAAUCAUCGAGAUCGAAAAUGCAUCGUAUUAUCGUUGAUUCUAUCGCGUUUACAAUUUCCGCGAACAUACUCGUACUCGAUCGACCGAUCGCGAGAAGAUAUUUUAUCGUUCGAAUCGCAUUGAGCUUUAAACAAUUUCGGACCAGUGAAUACGCGGACGUGGAACUUUUAUUAUUUUUAUUAUUGUGAUUCGAUAUUUUGAUUUGUUUUUCCGCUAUCGACGUACCGAUACCAUUAGAAUCUUAUCGAUUUUCGAUUCGCUAGUAUAUAUUAUUUUAGCGAUAUCGUUUUAUUUUUAUUUUCAGAGAAAUAUUCCUAUCUUUAAGCAUAUCGAAUGCUGUUCCGUACGAUAGGAUCGUAUACGAGUUACACGUAUAUAGUCCUACGGGAGAAUCGAGCGGCGAAAGAAAUCGAUAGAAUCGAAUUUCAUUAGUUUCGUUAACGACUGAGAUAUCGCUGUUAAUUUGUUCUAAUUAUAAGGUUACAUUAUCGUUACCGAUCUUGGCCCUGGGAUACAGCUGCAAUAUUGCUCAAUACUAUGCAUUAUACACACGCUAUACAUAGAACGAACUACCUCAUAUCGUACAAUGGACAAGAAUUGUUCGCUUAUACCUUAAGACUGAUGAAUCGAACCUGCAUUACCAGCUCGUCGGAACCGUGGUUUUUCAUAAUUUUAUUUUACAAAUACCGAUAUAUUAUAUGUAUACACGGAGAAGAGAACAGUAUAGACGUAUAAAUAGAUCGAUUAUAUGUGUACGUGUUUAUAUAUAUAUAUAUAUAUAUAAAAUAUACAUUUUAUAUAUACUCGAACGUAUACGCGUUCGCAUAGGAAUACGCGCAGGAAAAUAUGUAUGCGGAAGAGACGUAAAGAAACACGCGCGUGCGCGUAUAAAUGUGUAUUAUACAUAUAUACAUACAUACACACGUAUACACACAUAUAUAUAUAAGUUAUGAAAAGUAUAUUAUAUAUAUAUAUUAUGAGAUUUAAAGUUUAAUCGCGACUUGUUAGUUGUAAACGAAGAGAGUUGCAGUUUUUUUAUGAACGCGUAUUAGAUCGCAAGAAUUGUGUGUUCGUAAUUUCGUAACCGAAUUUCUGUAUUUCAUUCGCAACUUGGUCACUCGUUGUCCAAAGAGUAACCGACAGAUUCCGAUCGGAGCACGGUUGCAUCGGAACUCGACACUGCACAGAGAUAUUUCGAAGCACGCUCUCGACGCGGAGUUUGCGACGACAAAGGUUGCGGUUACGAUCGAUCGUUGUCUCGUUUUACUUAUGGAUCUCAGAUUUUAUAGUACAAGUUGCAAGUUUAUACGACGACGAAGACGACGACGAGAAGAAUCCGCCUCGCGUCGGGCCAUUUGUACAGCGAAUUUGUCGCGAAACGAUUUUAUAGAAAGACUGCAUAGGUACCUAAGUACUCGUCCAAGUUCAGUUUCACCGUACGGUGUAGCAAUGGGCGCAACACACUCGCGAUAGACAGGUAUUUACACACCGAUAAGUACAAACCAAAGCUGCCUUGAAACGUUUUCACCUCAGCAUUCCAUAGCCUCGUUAGAGUAGCGAAAAAUAGUUGCGAAAGGUGCGGCUCGAAUCUUGAUCCAUCGUUCUGAAUUUGGCACUGAGAAAAAUCGGAAUUCGAGAAUGUUUUCUACGAAUGGAAACAGCGUUGAAAGAUAGUAACCGAAUACGCGGGUAAAUAACUUGUCAAGAGUUUCAGCAGUUUAGAACGAGAUUCGCGGCCGCGUUAGUUUAUUAAUAGAACAUGUGACACGACACAGUACCUGGGCAUUAAUCGCGACGCGAUCGCGAAAUAGAAUGAUAUUUAUAGAGAAAGAUGAUCGAUUUUAGACGCGAAUAGCAAUAUUCGUCCGAUCGCCGUGUAUAGCGAUAUAUAAGCAAAUAUUUAUACGUGUAACGGGAGAAUACGCGUACAUAGGUGUACUCUGGAUGGACGAGAAACGUUACGAACGAGAUGUAACGAGAUACAACAGAGUGCUGGCGAGUGCUUAAACAGGGAAACGCUGGUUGUACCGAAAAGGAAGAGACGCGAUCGUAACGUUUAGAGCAUAUCUGAAAAGUCUGAUUGUUAUUGUUAAAGAAACGUAAAUACGUGCUUACCUAGCCACAUACGGUGAGUUCGAAGCAGGUAGACUAAUUGCGUAAGAGCAACUCGAUAAAACCGAGGUGCUGAGGCGAAAGAAAAAAAAAGAGAAUAAAACAGAAAAUAGAAAAGGAAAAAGAGAAAAGAAUUUGGUCGAUUCGCGAACGAAGAUGUUCUUUCGAAUUCUGGAAAAUAUCUAAUCUUAAAAUAACAAAUAAUCUCUAGGACGAAUAUUUUUAUCGAUGCGUUAAAUAACCUCGAUAUUUUAAAGCGAUUCGGAUGGAACGCGUGCGAACGGAAGCAAAAUGUCAACGUUUGUACUCGCGUAGUAUAAUUUUAACGAGCGCGUAGACGCAAUUAGGAUGCCUUACGACUUUCGAGAAUGUAAUACUUUAGAGAUAUACCUGUCGGUUACUGGUUUUUAAAUUGUACAUAAUCGGGAUCGGAAGGGAGCGAACGAGAUGCCUUUUACUUGUACGAACAGCUAGCGUUGUAUUAUUUUUUAAGACUGAUCUUUCCUGCGCCGAGAAUUCGUCGUACGCGCGUUCGUACGACGAUGCGAACGCACACGCAAUCCCAACAAAUCGAACCUUUGCAUCUACAUCUACAUUUACAUCUACGUUUACAUGAAUUUCCUCGAAUCGCAGAAAGAACCAUCGAUACCGAUUUCAAUUUCCACUAUCUGGAUACGUGUUGCUAAAAGUGUACAAGUGUUUGUUAUUCAAUAAAUUAUCCUUAGAAAAGCUGA
Messenger RNA from Megalopta genalis, 6002 nucleotides. RefSeq lists its product as uncharacterized. Gene Ontology annotation, molecular function: protein binding; DNA binding. Lineage: Eukaryota; Metazoa; Arthropoda; Insecta; Hymenoptera; Halictidae. Gene Ontology annotation, biological process: regulation of transcription by RNA polymerase II. Gene Ontology annotation, cellular component: nucleus. The record is from RefSeq and is a predicted model, not a curated record.